Molecule: messenger RNA, 1071 nt
Organism: Lodderomyces parapsilosis
Lineage: Eukaryota; Fungi; Ascomycota; Pichiomycetes; Serinales; Debaryomycetaceae
Exons: 1
Coding region: 1-1071 (356 amino acids)
Source: RefSeq, a predicted model, not a curated record
AUGGAUUGGACUUCAGAAAAGCAAGUCCAGUUGGAGGACUACAUCAACACAUAUCUUGAUCAAUUGAAAGAUAUCUCAAAGUUCUACACCAAUAUUGACUGGGAGAGGGUCACCAAGACAACGAACUGCAAGAACGUUGAAUUUUUAAAUUUGAAAAUUGACGAGUUGUUUGACCUUAAAGUCUUUAGUCAAGAUUUGAAUCCCCCUCAAUUGGUAUCACUUUGGGGUACGAAGGAAUCGUCAUUAUAUACAGAUGUGUCACGAAUGAUCGACUCCAUAGGUCUAUUGCCCUUUAAAGAGGUAACACAAGAGACCAAUGCAAAUGCUGAAAGCGAGCAACCUCGGGCAGAGAUUGGCCCGAAUCAGAAAGCCCAUGAUAUGCCGAGAUUGACCAAAAAUCAGAGACGACUAUCUUUAGAUUUGAUGCAACCCCGACCAAACCCAGAUUUCACAGGCAAAGAUGGCCAAUUGGUCACGCCUGCAGCUACGAGCAUAACAAACUUGAGCGUGACCACUAGAUCCAAACCAGUCCUAGAACACCAUUCCAGCGGCCAACUGGCUUCAACAACAAGACCUGAAUUAAAAACCAGACCUACAUCACUAGUUGGCGAGCAAUUGCCUAAAUAUAUCCGUGAGCAAUUGCGACAGGCACAACCCGCUCAAAUAGUGUCACCAAAGACGGCUACCAGGAAACAUCUUCCGAACAAACUACCCACUAUUGAAGACACACGAGAAGUUUCGCGGAAAUCUUCUAGGCUACAAAACCUAGUAACUGCUUCACAAUCCCUACACGCGCAUUCCCAAAAUUUCAAUUCAACUACGAAUACGUCUGACGUGGAGCGCCAUUUACGAUAUGAUUCAGAUGAUGACGAUAGAGAAUAUAUACUGCCGGGCCUGUUGGCAAAGUAUUAUGGUGUCCAAUUGGAGGACGGAAGUGAUGUUGAUUAUGACGAUGAAGAAGAAGAAGAAGAAGAUGAUGAUGAUGAUGAGGAAGAAGAUGUAGAUUUUGUCAAUGUUGGAGGAAGUGUAUCUAAUGAUGAUGAUGAAAAUGAUUAUCUAUUCAAAGUCUAA